AUGAUGGUGCCAGGAGCCGACGUGUUUCUAGCCGAGGACGACAGCGAGGAGGAGGAGGAGGAGGAGGAGGAGGAGGAGGAGGAGGAGGAGGAGAACGGGGAGGAGGAAGGUCCUACCUCAAUGGAUCAGGACGAAGAAGCGGUGGAGGGCAAGAGGAAGGAGGAGAAGGAGGAGAAGAAAGAAGGAGGAGACGGCGAGCUUGCAGGGCUCCGUCUAGAUGCUCUCCGACCUCUCACAGCCGAGGAGUUUGAGAAGAUCCGCAAGAAGAGGAUGAAGAGGGAGGUGGAGGAGAGGCUGGGCAAGAGGAGGAAGGGUCCUGACGCUGAGAGCCUCGAACUCAGCGAACGUCUCGACCCCGAGGCUCUCGUCGGUCAGCACAAGAAGCGUCGACUUGACAAGGCCGCGCGCCUCGAGUCUAUCAUGGCAGGUCAAACUCUUGCCAAGAAGAACAAGCCCUUCCUCAUGGUUCGCAAGGGAAGCUUGAGGGUGAAGAGCAAACUGAAGAUGAGCAUCGGAGAGAGGAACAACAACAACAGAGUGAAGAAGAAGCUGCAGAGGGGCAAGAUGGGAGGGAAGGGCAAGUAG
Messenger RNA from Guillardia theta CCMP2712, 585 nucleotides. RefSeq lists its product as hypothetical. The coding region runs from base 1 to 585 and encodes 194 amino acids. Lineage: Eukaryota; Cryptophyceae; Pyrenomonadales; Geminigeraceae. The record is from RefSeq and is a predicted model, not a curated record. The transcript is spliced from 9 exons.